Molecule: messenger RNA, 666 nt
Organism: Pipistrellus kuhlii (Kuhl's pipistrelle)
Lineage: Eukaryota; Metazoa; Chordata; Mammalia; Chiroptera; Vespertilionidae
Product: mammaglobin-B-like
Exons: 3
Coding region: 162-623 (153 amino acids)
Biological process (GO): androgen receptor signaling pathway
Source: RefSeq, a predicted model, not a curated record
UUGGACCGAUGCCAGGUCCAUCCCGUGACUCAUUCCAUCAUCUGUGGGAGGGACUAAGUGGCCGACAGGUAAAUAAAAGGAGGGUCGGGGCUCUCACCUCCAAAGUGAGUCCUACUUCCCUCCCACGUCCGUGUGACCAGCCAGCAGCUGCUGCCUGAGCCAUGAAGCUGGUGAUAGUGCUCAUGCUGACUGCCCUCCCCCUUUUCUGCUAUGCCGAAUGGAGGAUUCAGACCAUUGCCCAUAAGCUCUCUGAAUGUCUGUCUCUGCUGGGAGGUUCUGGCUGCCAAGACUUAGAUUAUGUGAUUGAAAAGAUCCUUGAUCCCCAAGAGUCCAAGACUGAAUUCAUCCAAGACCUUGAGGAGUACAUCCCUGGUGGGAUUACUGAGAUGGCCCUCAGGGAGUUUAAGCAGUGCUUUCUGGACCAGAACAGCGAAACCCUGAACAACUUUGGCGUGCUGGUGGUAAUGGUGGCUUCUUCUUCCCGCUCUGGCUGCUCCGGCCGGGGACCAGUGGGCUCUCAGUUCUCUACUAACUACUUUUUUCUUAGUCACUAUUUUUUAAGAUGUAUUUUUAUUGAUUUCAGAGAGGAAGGGAGAGGGAGAGAGCGAGAGAAACUUCAGUGAUGAGAGAGAAUCAUGGGUUGGCUGCUUGCUGCACGUCAACUAC